Messenger RNA from Tuber melanosporum (Perigord truffle), 2393 nucleotides. RefSeq lists its product as uncharacterized. Lineage: Eukaryota; Fungi; Ascomycota; Pezizomycetes; Pezizales; Tuberaceae. The coding region runs from base 1313 to 1813 and encodes 166 amino acids. The record is from RefSeq and is a predicted model, not a curated record. The transcript has a single exon.
AUUAGCUAUUACACUGGGUACGCUAAUUUGUGCUUCCAAUCAAGGUACCCAACCAUCUGACCUCAAAUAUUACAAGAGCUCUCAGUUUUUUUUCCUUUCUUUUCUUUCUUUCCAUCAUACGGUAGGCGAGGGGAAGGGGUGGGAAGCAAUAAAUUCAGGGGGGAGGAAAUUCGUCAUUUUCACGAUGUUCGAUGGAAAAACUCCUUGCCAUACAUAGGACGUUACGUCUUUAUGCCUCCACAGCUAAGUUGGUUUCUACUAAAGUUAGCUGUAGCUGAACCCUAUCUGCAUCUCCAAGCGAAAACGCCGAACAAGCGGGUAGUCUACCACACUUCCAGCAUGGGCUGGCGCUUGUGUAUGGGCUGUCGGCGCUGAGAAAAAAAAAAAAGUUUAUGCUUCCUUUCGACGAGUAACGCAUACGGUACUCGAGUACACACCCUGCCUUUUUUUGCCUGCCUCGGAUUUCUUUUGUCCCUUCAGCCAAUCCAAUUUCUUCUGCAUUGGAUCUGGGAUAGUUUAUUGAUGGGCUGGCUUGUUCCCGUGGACUUUGGCAGCUUGCUCGACCACAUCGACCCACCGGUACUCGAGUACGGUAGAUCCUAAAGGAAAAGGGAAAAAAAAAAGGGAAAAAAAAAAACCCUUUCCCUCUCUCCAAACUUGUGCAGUACCGCACGCACCUGCUGCGCUUGGUACGCCCGGAGCCUCCCACCCCUCAAAAAAUGCUUGCACCGUAUGGGGUAACUAGUAUUGUUCGUGCGAGAAUUAGCUCCAUUGCCGGUCGGCUCAAGCUUGAGCCAUCCCUCCCCACCACCAACCAUUCACCCCCCCUGUCACAAGAUCGUUACCCCUUCAACUAGCUAGUCUAUGCCGCAAGGGCGAGGCUGGUGAGGAAUGGAUGAUGUGGUGGUGAGCCACCGCCUGGCGACAUACUAAAGAGUUUUGGAGGCACAAUUUGCCCCCAUUUGCUGUUAGCGGGAUCGUCAGGGCAGGCCUCACCUGGAAUAUAAAGGCCUCUUUAGUAUCCACUCUGGAUAGCUUUUUAUUUUAAAGCCAUUGACUCAGACCUUCAGACUACUAUUCCGCAGUUUAUAUAUUUAACCUUGCCCACCUACCACUACCUACUACCAUCCACCACCACCGGUACAAUUUGCUACUGCCUCGCUGCUGUUCUGCUUCUACUGUUACUACCCAUCUUAUAAAGCGAUCGAUACUUCCUACCUUACUGCUCAACUAGUAGCGUUUAAACAAAGCUUCUGCCUUCUCCCUCUACAACUACUACUACCACCACCACCUCCUCCACCAAAUAACUGCAAUGCCCUUCCAACUCACCGAAGGUACCCCCGUCCACGACGCCGGCUCCUACUACCACGCCGGCCGCGGCGGCGCAGGCAACUACCGCCGUCUCCCGAGCACUACCUCCCUCCCCGCAACUGUCGCGACAGCCCUCCCAGCCGCUACCACCCCUUCAAACCCCCGCGUCUUCUUUGGCGGCCGCGGCGGCGCCGGAAACAUCAAGCCCAAGUCCGAGCGAGCAAUGUUCUCCUUCGACGAGGAACUCGAACGAGACCGUCUCUUCCACGAGCACCACGCGCCCGUGUACUCCAUUGGCCGCGGCGGCGCUGGCAACAUCGUCCCCUCAGAGGCCAUUGCUACCAGGUCACACUAUAGCGUUAGCCCCGCUGGGUCCCCGGAUUCUACCCCGAGAUCUAGCACCAGCUCCCCCAGCUCGUCGCCCAGGUUUUCCUCGCACAGCUUGAGGAGUGGCGCAGAUAGGGUUUGGGGGAGCAUUGCUAGGGUUAGAUCUUCCUCUUAGAUUUGAAACUGCUAGAGUUGAAGAGGAGGGUUUUAAUAAUCGAAGAAAGAAAAAAGUUCAUGUUGGUGGGCUUUCUUUUAGUUUUGUUUUCUUGUUUUCUUUCUUUAUCUAAUGGGGAUUUGCUUGGAGUCUGGUGCAUGACUUGUGCACGGCGUUUAUAACUUUUUUUUCCCGCAUACUUCUUUCCUUUCUUUCCCCCCUUGUGUAGUUGUGGUUAAUAUGUUUCCGUUUGUCGAUUGGUAUCUUAAGGAAAACCGAAAAGAAAAAAACAAGGGAUAUUAGGAUCUGAACUGGACAUUUGGAGAUACGGGAUUUUUAUUUUUUUGCCUUACCCAAGUUUUAUUUCCUUGACACCCUUAUCCAUUCUAUCCGGUCCUUCGUCCUUGAAGGAUAAGGAAGGGGGUGGUUUGUUAGUAAGGAAGGGAUAAGGGACCUAUCUGCCACCAUACUGUACUUUACUGCCACGAGUUUCUCUCCUCCAUUCUCAUUACACUUUGUUUUUUUAUUCCUAUGUUUUGCCUUUCCUUGCUCUGAUAGUGUAAUUACAGUACAGCACAUUAACAAGUAUCAUAUCAUACAA